AUGAUUCCUCGUAUCUUGUAUAUCCCUAGAGUGGCCCCUAGAGGACUUCUAAGAUUACAAUUCAAUAAUACUUUUGAACAGAAGUCGAGGAUGUCCUUUGCUAGGUAUGCUUCAUCAACACCUUCACCACCCAAGACAUCAUCGAAUGGCUCAGGGGGCAGAGGUAAUCCAAAAGUUAAAAUGUUAAUAGUCUUAGGUGCUUUGGUUUUAGGUUCCACGGUUGUUUCUAGUGGAUAUACAAGAAGGACACCCCAAUCUGCAAUUGAACCGAACUCAAAGACGGGUGAGGCAAUACCUAAAGAAAAGAUAUCUGUUAUAUUCGUAUUGGGUGGCCCUGGAUCAGGUAAAGGAACUCAAUGCGCUAAGCUUGUUGAACAUCAUAAAUUUGUUCAUUUAUCGGCCGGAGAUUUGUUGAGGGCUGAACAAAAUCGAGAAGGAUCUAAAUAUGGCGAGCUUAUUGCUAAAUGCAUAAAGGAGGGAACAAUUGUGCCGCAGGAAGUCACUGUGAAAUUGUUGAAGAACGCUAUCGCUGAGAACUCUAAGAAAGGGAAUUUCAAAUUUUUGGUGGAUGGAUUCCCAAGGAAAAUGGACCAGGCGUUAACUUUUGAGUCAGAGAUUGCAAAGUCAUCCUUUACAUUAUUCUUUGAUUGUCCAGAGAAGGUUAUGCUUAAAAGGUUAUUAGAGAGAGGUAAGACCAGCGGUCGUACUGAUGAUAACGUUGAGAGUAUAAAAAAGAGAUUCAGAACUUUUGUUGAAACUUCAAUGCCGGUGGUUGACUAUUAUGACAAAGAAGGAAAAGUAGUCAAAAUUUCUUGCGACUUACCGGUUGAUGAAGUUUAUUCUAAAGUAGAAGAAGCAAUGCAUACUAGAGGAAUUCAAUAG
Priceomyces carsonii is the source of this 882-nucleotide messenger RNA. RefSeq names its product bifunctional uridylate/adenylate kinase (gene URA6). The transcript has a single exon. Lineage: Eukaryota; Fungi; Ascomycota; Pichiomycetes; Serinales; Debaryomycetaceae. Gene Ontology annotation, cellular component: nucleus; cytoplasm. The record is from RefSeq and is a predicted model, not a curated record. Gene Ontology annotation, molecular function: ATP binding; UMP kinase activity. The coding region runs from base 1 to 882 and encodes 293 amino acids. Gene Ontology annotation, biological process: UDP biosynthetic process; 'de novo' pyrimidine nucleobase biosynthetic process; CDP biosynthetic process.